AGUGUCAACGGAAAUCGUAGUUUAACCGUCAACAGUGUAGAAUUAAUAUAUAUGUGUAGUUUCAGUAUUGUUUUCAAAUAAUUGACUCGAUAAAAUGGAAAAUCCAUUAUGGGAACGGAUAUUAAUAGACUGGGUAAACUGUUUGAAACUUUCCAACCCCGUUCAAAAAUUAGAUGAUCUUAGAGAUGGUAUAUUUUUCAAUAAUCUUUAUAAAGUAAUUAAAAAAUCGGCAAAAAUCGAUUCUGACAUAUUGACCUGUAUCUUUGAUACCUUGAGUGAACAUUAUACUGAAUUUUUGAUUCCUAAUAAAUCAGUGAUACAUCUAAAUGAUCUUCCAAAGGAUGAUCUAUGUGCUAUAACUUCACUUUUGAUGCAUUAUACUUGUAUCCAUGACAGAAGGGAAGUAUUCACUUCUCCCCUAUGUUAUAACCUUCAAGAAAACACUCAAAUAAAAAUAAAAAAAUUUUUGGAGAGAAUACAAGAUUGUACAAAACUAAAUAACGCCGAUCUUGCCUCUAUAAUUCAGAAUUGUGCGGAUGAUACCAGUUGUGCAAAUUGGAUUUCAAGCCCUGUAAACAUUUCAUGUGUAAGCCCACUACAUGAUGUCUUACAGACUCCAGUUAAAAACAGUAAAAUUUUUGAAAGAGAAAAAGAAAUUAAUAGGUUAAAAGCUCAAAUAGAGCUUUUUCAAGAAGAAAAAGAGAGUCUUGAAAAGUAUUUAAAGAGUCAAAUAGAAAUGAGAAAGAAACUUGAAAAACAACUGUCUCAAAAAACAUUAGAAAUAUCAAAUCUAAGAAGUGAAGUUCUCGAAUUAGAGGACAGAACACCACCACAUUAUAGAGACAGAGAUUUCAGGGAAAUGCAAAAGAUACUUAGAACUAAAGUUGAUAGUUUGGAACAAAUCUUGGAACAAAGUGACAAGGAGAAUCUUGAACUUCGAGAAGAAAGGGACAAAGAGAAAGCGCAAGUAAAACAACUGGAAAGUCGUUGUGAAGUUUGGUUAGAAAAAUUUAUUGAUGCAGAGAAGAACUUAGAAUCCAUGAGUGAAAAUUACAAGGAACAGUUAAUAAAAAAUGAAAAUCUUCAGGCACAUUGUUUGGAACUUGAAACUCUUCUUGAAGAACUAAAACCAAAGUCUAAUAAUGAUAGUUAUAUAGAAGAAAGUUUUCAAAAUUCAUUUCGUGGGUCUAAAGGUUAUGAUAUACAAAGUGAAGAUCUUGCUAAGUCUGUUGUAGAUGUUCAGUUAAAAGAGCUGCAAAAAGAAAAUGAUAAUCUGAAAAUAGAUUUAAGGGAAUUGAAAACAGCUUUAACGGAAAAAAAAUUGGUUGAGGAAGAUUUAAAAUGUGCUCUUUUGAAAUUAGAAGAAACUACUGUUAAGAUUAAUGAUUUGGAGAUUAAUUGUAACAAAAAAACAAAGAAAAUUGAAGAAUUAUCAAUGUUGCAAAAUGAAACUGAAAAUCAAAAAUUGCAAUUGACAGAAUACCUGACAGAAUGUAACUCUAUUAAAGAUAAGUUAUCAAUUGAUUUGAAAAACUUGAAGGAAAAAUUGAAAAAUGUAAAUGAUGCAAAUGCAGUACUGUCUGAAGAAUUGAUAGAAACAAGAGAAAAUAGAGACAAAUUUAAUGAAAUGAGGAUCGAUUUAAAAGCAAAACUAGAAGAGAUCAUGUCAGACAAAUGUAAACUGUCUGAUGACUUGAAUAUUUUGGUAGAUAAAAACAAAAAUCUAGAAUUCACUUGUAAUAACAUACAAGCUGAAAAUAAUAAAUUGAUAGAAGACAUAAGUAUUAGAGAAGCUCUAAAUAAUGAGCUUAAAAUCAAAAUUGAUCAAUUAUCUGAAGAAAUUAAAACACUGAAUACAGUAAAUGAAGAAAUUCUUGAGAAGCUUAAGACCACUGAUGAUAAAUUGUUGGUUUCUGAAAAUUCAUUAAAAACAGCAUUAAAGGAAAAACAUUUGGUUGAGGAAGAUUUAAAAUGUGCUCUUUUGAAAUUAGAAGUAGCUACAAAUAAAAUCAAUGAUUUACAAAUUGAAUUAAACAAUAGAACAAAAAAAAUUGAAGAAUUAUCAGUGUUGCAAAAUGAAACUGAAAAUCAGAAAUUACAAUUGGCAGAAUACCUGACAGAAUGUAACUCUAUUAAAGAUAAAUUGUUAAUUGAUUUAAACAAAUUGAGGGAAACAUUGAAAAAUGUAAAUGAUGCAAAUGCAGAGCUGUCGGGAAAACUAAUAGAAACUGAAAAGGAUAGAGACAAAUUUAAUGAGAUACAAAUCGAGUUAAAAUCAAAAUUAGAUGAAGUCAUCAAGGAUAAUUUAAACAAAGCAGUAGAUUUGGAGAAGAUUAUGUCAGACAAAUGUAAACUGUCUGAUGACUUGAAUAUUUUGGUAGAUAAAAACAAAAAUCUAGAAUUCACUUGUAAUAAUAUACAAGCUGAAAAUAAUAAAUUGAUAGAAGACAUAAGUAUUAGAGAAGCUCUAAAUAAUGAGCUUAAAAUCAAAAUUGAUAAAUUGUCUGAAGAAAUUAAAACACUGAAUACAGUAAAUGAAGAAAUUCUUGAGAAGCUAAAGAUCACUGAUGAUAAAUUGUUGGUUUCUGAAAAUUCAUUAAAAACAGCAUUAAAGGAAAAACAUUUGGUUGAGGAAGAUUUAAAAUGUGCUCUUUUGAAAUUAGAAGUAGCUACCAAUAAAAUCAAUAGUUUACAGAUUGAAUUAAACAAUAGAACAAAAAAAAUUGAAGAAUUAUCAGUGUUGCAAAAUGAAACUGAAAAUCAGAAAUUACAAUUGGCAGAAUACCUGACAGAAUGUAACUCUAUUAAAGAUAAAUUGUCAAUUGAUUUAAACAAAUUGAGGGAAACAUUGAAAAAUGUAAAUGAUGCAAAUGCAGAACUGUCGGGAAAACUAAUAGAAACUGAAAAGGAUAGAGACAAAUUUAAUGAGAUACAAAUCGAGUUAAAAUCAAAAUUAGAUGAAGUCAUCAAGGAUAAUUUAAACAAAGCAGUAGAUUUGGAGAAGAUUAUGUCAGACAAAUGUAAACUGUCUGAUGACUUGAAUAUUUUGGUAGAUAAAAACAAAAAUCUAGAAUUCACUUGUAAUAAUAUACAAGCUGAAAAUAAUAAAUUGACAGAAGACAUAAGUAUUAGAGAAGCUCUAAAUAAUGAGCUUAAAAUCAAAAUUGAUCAAUUGUCUGAUGAAAUUAAAACACUGAAUACAGUAAAUGAAGAAAUUCUUGAGAAGCUAAAGACCACUGAUGAUAAAUUGUUGGUUUCUGAAAAUUCAUUAAAAACAGCAUUAAAGGAAAAACAUUUGGUUGAGGAAGAUUUAAAAUGUGCUCUUUUGAAAUUAGAAGUAGCUACCAAUAAAAUCAAUGAUUUACAGAUUGAAUUAUACAAUAGAACAAAAAAAAUUGAAGAAUUCUCAGUGUUGCAAAAUGAAACUGAAAAUCAGAAAUUACAAUUGGCAGAAUACCUGACAGAAUGUAACUCUAUUAAAGAUAAAUUGUCAAUUGAUUUAAACAAAUUGAGGGAAACAUUGAAAAAUGUAAAUGAUGCAAAUGCAGAACUGUCGGGAAAACUAAUAGAAACUGAAAAGGAUAGAGACAAAUUUAAUGAGAUACAAAUCGAGUUAAAAUCAAAAUUAGAUGAAGUCAUCAAGGAUAAUUUAAACAAAGCAGUAGAUUUGGAGAAGAUUAUGUCAGACAAAUGUAAACUGUCUGAUGACUUGAAUAUUUUGGUAGAUAAAAACAAAAAUCUAGAAUUCACUUGUAAUAAUAUACAAGCUGAAAAUAAUAAAUUGAUAGAAGACAUAAGUAUUAGAGAAGCUCUAAAUAAUGAGCUUAAAAUCAAAAUUGAUAAAUUGUCUGAAGAAAUUAAAACACUGAAUACAGUAAAUGAAGAAAUUCUUGAGAAGCUAAAGAUCACUGAUGAUAAAUUGUUGGUUUCUGAAAAUUCAUUAAAAACAGCAUUAAAGGAAAAACAUUUGGUUGAGGAAGAUUUAAAAUGUGCUCUUUUGAAAUUAGAAGUAGCUACCAAUAAAAUCAAUAGUUUACAGAUUGAAUUAAACAAUAGAACAAAAAAAAUUGAAGAAUUAUCAGUGUUGCAAAAUGAAACUGAAAAUCAGAAAUUACAAUUGGCAGAAUACCUGACAGAAUGUAACUCUAUUAAAGAUAAAUUGUUAAUUGAUUUAAACAAAUUGAGGGAAACAUUGAAAAAUGUAAAUGAUGCAAAUGCAGAGCUGUCGGGAAAACUAAUAGAAACUGAAAAGGAUAGAGACAAAUUUAAUGAGAUACAAAUCGAGUUAAAAGCAAAAUUAGAUGAAGUCAUCAAGGAUAAUUUAAAUAAAGCAGUAGAUUUGGAGAAGAUUGUGUCAGACAAAUGUAAACUGUCUGAUGACUUGAUUAUUUUGGUAGAUAAAAACAAAAAUCUAGAAUUCACUUGUAAUAACAUACAAGCUGAGAAUAAUAAAUUGAUAGAAAAUAUAAGUAUUAGAGAAGCUCUAAAUAAUGAGCUUAAAAUCAAAAUUGAUCAAUUGUCUGAUGAAAUUAAAAUACUGAAUACAGUAAAUGAAGAAAUUCUUGAGAAGUUAAAGACCACUGAUGAUAAAUUGUUGGUUUCUGACAAUUCAUUGAAAACCGCGUUAAAAGAGAAAAAUCUUGCGUGUGAAGAAUUAGAUACUACUAAAAUGGAAUUUAAUAAAAUAUCUAAUGAGUAUCAAUUAAACAAAGAGAAAAAUUUCAAUGAAGUACAAAAAUUGAAAUUGGACAUGGAUAAACUCAUUUUUGAAAAAUCUAAAUUAGAAGAUUCCCUUGAAAAGGUAUUAGAAGAAAAAAAAAUUAUUUUUGAUUUUCUGGAUUUGAAUAACAGUGAAUUGCAAAAAGCUCUACAAGAAAAAGAUGUGAUUUUAGAAGCACUUGAACUCAGCAAUAAUGAGAUGAGUAUUGUGCAAGCAGAAAAAGAAACAUUACUAAAAGAAAUUGAAAAGUUAACACUAGUUAAAAACGAAUUUUCGGAACAGUUGGACAAAGUUUCACAGGAAAAUGUUGAUAUAACUGAAAAAAAUAAAAAUAAUGCUAAACAAGUUGAAGACUUAUCAGAUAAAGUUAAACAGCUAACAGAAGAAAAUACACACCUUUUAGGAAGAUUUAUGUCUAUAUCUACUGAUUUAGAAGAAAAAUCUGCAACUAUCGAAUUUCUAGAAGAAUCCUGUAAUACAUUGAAACAAGAAGUAGAAGAAAAAUCAGAGCUUUUAGAAAAAAUGUCAGAAGAGCAUAAAGACAUUUUUGAUAUUGUUGAUAGACUUUCGCAAGAAAAAAAUGAAAUGAAAGAUACUAUAGACUCACUCUCUGAAGAAAAAAUGCAGCUAAUUAAAAAUGUGACUGAUUUAAUUGAGGAAAAGAAUAAGCUUAUUGACUGUUUAGAUCUAACAGAUAAAGAACUUCAAAAAGUCAAGAAAGAUAGAGAUGAUUUAUCAGAUCGGUAUACUAAAUUAAUUAAGGAAAAUGAGACUAAUUUAUUAUUUGCACAUCAAAGUGCUGUAGGAGUGAAAAAUGAUCUUUUGAAGAGGAUAGAAAUUGCCGAAGCAGAAAAGGAAAUUAUAAGAAAACAAAUGGAAUACGAUACUAAAAAUGUACAAGAUUCUUAUGUUUCGGUGGUACAAGCCAAUUCAAAGUUGGAAUUAGAUAUUCUUAACUUACGAAAGAAAUUAGAAGAAAAAAAUCAGAAGAUAAACGAGUUUGCUCAAAUUAAAGAAGCAUACGAAAAGUUAUUGGAAGAAAAUAAUAGACUUUCGACUGAUGUUGACACAAUAAAGUACAAGAGAUCCAGAGAUAGAGAAGAAUUUGUGAUUUUACUGAAAAAAGAGCGAGAAGAAGGUAUCACAAGAGAAAACAGAAAGGUCAAGGAAGUGAUUUUCGAAUAUGAAAAAAAAUUGGAAAAGAUGAAAGAAAAAAUGAUAAAAUUAUAUAGUGAAGAAGUCAGCAAGGAAAUUAUGAAAGUUAAAGCACAACAAAGUGAAAGUAAGUUCCUUGGGGAAAUGAAAGAAGACAUUAGAAAAGGGGUAAUUAGAACACAACAAAAACCCCAUAUGUUAGAAACUCAGCAAGAUAUGUUGAGAUCCAAAUCCAUCUACACUUCCAGAGAGUCUUUAAUGUCUUCAAAGAUUAGUAAUUCUAAUCGAGGUAGUGUAACAUCCCUAAGGUCGAUAGGAAAUAUGGCUGAAAGUAGAGUGGACCAUUCGCAAGCAGUUAAAAAGGUGAAAAGCACAUCUGUAUUACACAGUAACGACAAUGCAUGUGCAAGGAAAUCAGCAACAUUACCUCGAGCGAUUACUCGGAUUCAAGAAACUGUUACAGUGUCCAAAACAACUUCGACAAAUGUACCAAAUAUUGAAAUGGAAGAUGAAGAUGAUGAUUUUAAUAAUAAAUAUUUGACAGAUUUGAAAGCUGGACGUUGCGUCAUAGGUGAAAAUGGAAAAGAAUCGAUCGGAAGGUUUUCUGAGUUGGCGUGGAGAAAUUCGAUGUUACCGCCACAUUUGAAAUCGUCAUAUCCAGCCGAAACACAAUUCGUUAGCCCUUCCAAGUUCCGAGAAGAUGAUCUAAAGGUGGGUAAUAUUGAAUUAAAUGAUAGUCUCAGUAAAUUACUUCCUGGUGAAAAACCUCGCCAAAAGAAAGAUUUUGGUACAACUACUUACAAAAAACCAGGUCCACCGACACCAAGUAAAAACGGAGGGAGGUUGUCUCUUCAAGGAAAUGAAGUUCAACCAUUACCAUUGAGAGAACAAAAUGAAAGAACACCGAAAAAACUUACUCCUAGUAGAAUUAGAUCACUUUUUAUGGGAAAGAGUAAUAUCAAGGAUAAUUCUGAGAAUCAACCAGUUACUCCAUCGAAACGAUUAAGCAUUUUCCGAAAACAACGUUAAGUAUUAUUGGAUUCCAUACAAUUUGUUUUAUAGUUUUUUAAUAAAUAACUUAUAUAAUUAUAUUCUUGAUCACAUUUAAUAUUUUUAAAACCUAAAAAGUUCAAUCCUCAACUUUCCCAGUCCGCUUCAGUUGUCUACAGUUAUUUCCUCCUUCAUUUGAUACCGGAAUUUCGGAUAGUCUUUGAUGGAGAUGCCGUCAUAGAUGACCGUGUCCGGUUACACGACCAGUUACCAGUCGUAAA
Molecule: messenger RNA, 7146 nt
Organism: Diorhabda sublineata
Lineage: Eukaryota; Metazoa; Arthropoda; Insecta; Coleoptera; Chrysomelidae
Product: repetitive organellar protein-like
Exons: 9
Coding region: 95-6904 (2269 amino acids)
Source: RefSeq, a predicted model, not a curated record